UUCAAUGUGCUGAAGCCUGAGACCAUGCGUCAUCAGGUUGAAGAUUGAGAGCAGUACCAACCAAGUGAGUUAGCCCCUUUUGUAAUACUCCAAAGAAUAAAAAUAGUUGCAAAACUAAAGACCAAUUUCUUGAUUUAUUUUGUGGUUUCAAGCAGUUCUUCUUCUUCCUUCCCUUGAAAUGAUUAGCUCACUGUUCAGAGCAAGAAAACCCAUAACCCAAAUCGCCAGAAUAGUUCCCAUAAACCCACAAGUUUCACAGAAACUCACUCCAAUCCCACCAUCAAUCCAAUCUCACCAAAACCCAUGUGCCCAACUGCCCCAUAGCCAAAACCCUUCAAGGGUUUUACAUAAUUGUUCAUUUUCAACCCAGUCCUCCAAGUUUCCAGAGUAUGAGAUGCCCUCUGUCACUUGGGGUGUGGUCCAAGGCCGCAAAGAGAAGCUUGUCUCAAGGGUUAUAAUAUGUGAUUAUUUAAAGAGCUUGGGCAUAGUUCCUGAUGAGUUAGAAAGCUUAGAGCUACCCUCUACUGUUGACGUCAUGAGGGAGAGAGUUGAGUUCCUUCAGAAGCUAGGAUUGUCCAGCGAUGACAUUAAUGAGUACCCCUUGAUGCUCGGAUGUAGUGUGAGAAAAAAUAUGAUACCUGUGUUGGCUUACUUGGAGAAAAUUGGGAUUCCAAGGUCGAAACUUGGUGAGUUUGUUAAAAAUUACCCGCAAGUAUUGCAUGCUAGUGUGGUUGUUGAGCUUGUGCCGGUUGUUAAGUUCCUUCGUGGGCUUGAUGUGGAGAAGCAGGAUAUUGGCUAUGUGUUGCAGAAGUAUCCUGAGCUUCUCGGGUAUAAACUUGAGGGGACAAUGAGUACUUCAGUGGCAUAUCUUGUUAGCAUUGGUGUUAAUCCUAGGGAUAUAGGUCCGAUGGUCACACAGUAUCCUUACUUUUUGGGAAUGAGAGUUGGGACUGUGAUUAAGCCAUUUGUUGAUCUUUUGGUUUCCUUAGGCUUGCCAAAAAAGAUUUUGGCUAGGAUGUUGGAGAAGCGGGCAUAUUUACUUGGUUAUGAUCUUGAGGAGACUGUUAAACCAAAUGUGGACUGUUUGAUUAGUUUUGGGAUCCGGAGGGAAGUGCUUGCUUCGGUUGUUGCUCAGUACCCCCAAAUUCUUGGGCUGCCUUUAAAGGCCAAAAUGUCCUCACAGCAGUAUUUCUUUAGUUUGAAGCAUAAGAUUGAUCCUGAAGGAUUUGCACGAGUGAUAGAGAAGAUGCCGCAGAUUGUCAGCCUUCAUCAACAUGUGAUAAUGAAGCCAGUUGAGUUCCUUCUUGGACGGGGAAUACCUUCUGAGGAUGUUGCCAAGAUGAUUGUAAAGUGUCCCCAGUUAAUUGCAUUGCGUGUUGAGCUCAUGAAGAAUAGCUUUUACUUCUUUAAGAGUGAAAUGGGUAGGCCACUGAAAGAGCUUGUGGAAUUUCCGGAAUACUUCACUUACAGCUUGGAAUCCAGGAUAAAACCUAGGUACCAGAGGUUGCAAAGCAAGGAGAUCAGGUGUUCUUUGAAAUGGUUCCUGAACUGUAGUGACCAGAGGUUUGAGGAGAGGUUGCAAGGGGAGUAUAUUGAAACAGAGACUCCAGGUCCAUUAUUUUGUAUGGGUGGAAAGUUAGAGCUGCCUGGAAAUGAAAUGGUGUCAGAUGAGGAAGAUGAGAGUGAUGACGAAGUACUUUACAGGCGCACUGUUUCACUGUAAUGAAUUUUGUUGACAUCAGUAAAACAAAUUUAUCUUAAAAUGUUAUUCACGCUCAUCUGUUUCUGUGUAUGUUGUUUAUGUUGAUUUUUUUUAUGUUAUACAUAGCUUGAUUUUCGAUUUUUUGGUCA
Molecule: messenger RNA, 1851 nt
Organism: Prunus dulcis (almond)
Lineage: Eukaryota; Viridiplantae; Streptophyta; Magnoliopsida; Rosales; Rosaceae
Product: transcription termination factor MTERF4, chloroplastic
Biological process (GO): regulation of DNA-templated transcription
Molecular function (GO): double-stranded DNA binding
Source: RefSeq, a predicted model, not a curated record